UCUCUUCCCGUUGCUGUUCUUCCUUCCACCUCCCUCCCGAGUCUUGGCUGCGGGGCUUCCUUCGGGGAAGCGGAGAGGCCGCCGCAUCUGAUUCCUCGAGCACACACACUCUUGCCCGGCCUAGCAUCAUGGGAGUGACUUGUGUGUCCCAGAUGCCUGUGGCUGAGGGUAAGAGUGUCCAGCAGACCGUGGAGCUCCUGACCAGGAAGUUGGAACUGCUAGGGGCAGAGAAGCAGGGGACAUUCUGCGUGGACUGUGAGACCUACCACACAGCAGCCUCUACCAUGGGCAGCCAAGGCCAAGCUGGGAAGCUGAUGUAUGUGAUGCACAACUCAGAAUACCCUCUAAGCUGCUUUGCCCUCUUUGAGAAUGGCCCCUGCCUUAUUGCUGAUGCAAAUUUUGAUGUGCUUAUGGUGAAACUCAAGGGCUUUUUUCAAAAUGCCAAGGCCAACAAGAUUGAGACCCGGGGCACCCGCUACCAGUACUGUGACUUCCUGGUGAAGGUGGGCACUGUUACCAUGGGACCCAGUGCUAGAGGCAUCUCUGUGGAGGUGGAGUAUGGCCCAUGUGUGGUGGCUAGUGAUUGCUGGAACCUGGUCUUGGAGUUCCUGCAGAGUUUCCUGGGCAGCCACAAUCCAGGGGCACCAGCAAUGUUUGGGAAUAGACACGACGGGGUGUACGGCCCUGCUGACACCAUGGCCCAGUAUAUGGAACUCUUCAACAAGAUUCGAAAACAGCAGCAGGUGCCUGUGGCUGGUAUCCGUUAGUGAGUGGGGAGCUGCAGAAUGAUUGGCGUUGCCAGUGUGACUCCACAGGAGACGAAGGUGCUUCAUCCCAGCCCCCCAACCCCUGGAACACAGGACAUAAAGGCCAGGCUUCUUGUCUUCCUCUGCACAUACAAAACUGGCUUUAUUGUGGGGCUUUGUACUCCCCUCACCAACACACACACACACAUACACAUACUGAGAUACCCUUCCCCCACCCCUGUGUACAGUGUUCAUAGGAUGAGCCUUGUGGCUCUUGAGCUCUUCUUGGGAGAAAAGAACUGGAUGAUUGAGAAGUUGGAGCUUUUUUCUCAUCUUUCAGGAAGAUAGGCCAGGGGGUGGUAUCCUUGACUUAGCAACUGCCAUCAGCCUCCUGUACUCUCAGGCCGCUAUGGCCUUGGCCCUGUUCCCCAUUUGGAUGGGCUACUUUUAUGUUCUUAUUAUUCUGUAAUAAAAGUUUAUUCUUUUGGUCUAA
Gracilinanus agilis (Agile Gracile Mouse Opossum) is the source of this 1239-nucleotide messenger RNA. It is a transcript of the gene MED20, whose product is annotated as mediator complex subunit 20. Gene Ontology annotation, biological process: regulation of transcription by RNA polymerase II. NCBI's taxonomy places the organism in Eukaryota, Metazoa, Chordata, Mammalia, Didelphimorphia, Didelphidae. Gene Ontology annotation, cellular component: mediator complex. The record is from RefSeq and is a predicted model, not a curated record. Gene Ontology annotation, molecular function: transcription coactivator activity. The transcript is spliced from 4 exons. The coding region runs from base 129 to 767 and encodes 212 amino acids.